UCAUAGGAUAAAAUGGCACUUCAGCGUUCGCAAAACGUGUUUUUUUUCUCUACUUUCCUUUUUGCACAAGCAAAACCUGGCGAACUAAGCGAAUGUUUGGCAAAAAUGUGCGAAAUUUCUAGUUAUUAUGCUGGAAAUGACGAGUGAACUCUUAAGUGAUUGUUUGCUAGAAAAAAACCUACACGUCUAGUUUGAUUCUACGGUCUGAUUAUGGCUGCAGAGCAGUUUUGUCUACGAUGGAACAACUUCCAGAGCAACAUUGCCUCAGCUCUUGGAAGCUUAAAAGCUGAACAAGACCUGGUUGAUGUUACCUUAACUUGUGGGGGCAAAAGUGUCAAGGCUCACAAAGUUAUUUUAUCAGCCUGUAGUCCGUACUUUCGAUCAGUAUUCAAGGAAAAUCCAUGCCAGCAUCCUGUUGUCAUUUUAAAAGAUGUUAGAUAUGAAGAUGUGCUGGCACUCCUAAGUUUUAUGUACCAAGGGGAAGUUUUUAUCACUCAAGAUCAGUUGUCAACAUUUUUAGAAACAGCAGAACUUCUUCAAGUCCGUGGUCUUACAGGUGCUUCCAGUCCAGUAAAGGAGCCUCCUCAGCAGAAGAGUGGUCAGAGUUCAUCAUUAGCACCCCCUCCUCUUAGCAAUAUUCAGAGGACUUUCUCCAAAGUAGCCACAAUUACUCCCUCGCCAGGAGGAAGUCCAGUUAGCAGGGCUUCGUCACUAACAUCCCACCAGUUAAAGCAAGCCUCUAACUCCUCCAAACGCCACAUCCCCCCUCCUGCUCGUUCUACAAGUCCUGCCUCGGAUUCUCUUGUAAACAAAGAGCAUUUAUCUGCGCCAUCAUCUCCCCAACAUGUAUCUAAAAGGCGCAAAGCUACUCCAAGAAGAGUCAGCACAAGUAGUUUGGCCUCUUCAGAUGCUGGUAUAGAAAAUGCAAAUUCUAAUUCAAGUGGACCAGAUCCAUCCCGCAUAUCUGAUGAUAGUUUAGCUCUACUAGAAAAUGUAUCAGUAAAUAUAUCUGAAGUUAAACCAGAACCACUUGAUCCCACUAAUGACUCAGGAGCUCUCGAGACUGACAUGGAUGAUGAUGGUGAAGUUUACAACGACAAUGAAGAGGAUGAUAGAGAUAAUGAUCAUGGGGAUGAUAGCCGUAGCGGAUUUUACAUGGAAAUGGAUGAAAGCAAUGAAGCUGGCACUUCAAGUCUAUUGGCUCGAUCACUUGCUGGAGUAUCACCUCGCAGCACAGAUGGUGGUCUCUCAACAAACAAUCAAGCUUCAGCAACUGAUCUCACAGCUAGUGGUGAAGGAUCAAAGGGGUCUUCUUUGCAGUGUGGAACUUGCCCUCAUUGCGGGCAGAAUUAUUCUAACCUUUCUGCCCUGAAGUAUCACGUGCGUUUAGUCCACUCUGAUCUGACAAAUCGUCUAUGCUGCCACCUCUGUCCUCGUUCCUUUGUUCAACGGGAACAGUAUCGUCAACAUAUGUGGGACAAACAUGGUACACGCAAUUAGAAUUAUCUAAACAGUUCUAUACCUAUUUAUCUUGUCAUCAUUUUUUGUAAGUCAUAUGAGGUAUUUUUCAAUCAUCUAGAGGUGAGUCUUCACUCAUUAGUCAUCAAGAUGUUGGCUGUUUGUUUCAUAAAAAUUUUGGUUUAGUACUUUUUAUUUUUAUUUUUGUUAUCUUAAAAAAAUGUGUCUGGAAGAUGCAUACUUUGAGAAGUUGAUUGCCCCAUGGUAUGUUUAUAAUCUAAGAGGUAGUCUGAGGCCACAUUUCUCAUAAAUUGUUGCCAGAACUUUGGUCAUUCUCACUAUAGGCAAAUAUGUAUCGUGGGAAAAGAAAAGGUUUUCAGCAUUUGUUUUUUCCUCCAUAGCAAGCAUGUAGGUUUGCUUUUUUAUGAUAUUGGUGUUAAAAUUCCUAUAUCUUUCCAAUAUAUUGAAGUGAAGGAAUGUCUUUGGGUCACAUAUACAUACAUAUUUUAAGCUAUAUAUUGUGACCAAGAUCUGGUAACAACUUUAUUCUGUUCCCUUUUAAUUUAUUCUCUUUCUACUACUCCUAACUUAGUAAUAAUGUCUCGGCACCUUCUCUUGCCUUUUGCUGUCUUCGAGCAGGAUUCAAAACUAGAACCAGGUGAAAUACUUAUAUGUAGCACUUUGUGCUUUAUAAUAAUGAAUGGUGAAUGUACUAUCCAGAUUUAGGGAUAUUUUCUGAGUCAUUGAACAAACUUGAUUGUGCUAGAUAAUCAAUAGAUAUUUCCCUGUUUCUUCUUUUAUGUAAUGAGAAGGGUGCCAUGUUUUUCAGAGUACAUUUGUGUGUGCUCCUUUUCUUGUGAUAUGCUUGUAGGUGCAGAUGUACAGAUAGUAUUACAGGGUUUAUGGAAACCACUUUUGAUGAGUGUUAACUGUUAUUUAUAAUCUGUUAUUUAAAUGAAUUUUAUUUAAACAAAAGUUGUCUGAGGUAGAUUAGUUAUAGUAUGAUUGAAAUUAAUCUGGAAGUAUCUAUUGUGUGCACAAUGAGAUGUGGAAAAUGUAUCUUCUUUCUUUUCAUUAUCAUUGAUGUUUGGAAAUUCGUACCUGAGGGAAGGUGGGGGGAGAUUUAAGCACUUAUUUAAUGUUGAUAGUCAAAUCUAAUUUAUAAUAGCCACUCACCCCUUUGAUUCCACAGCCUUUCUGUAUUCAAAAAACAAUAGUUGGAAUUUAUCUUACUGAUCGUAAAAUUAAUACAGUGCCUCCUGGAUUGUGAUACAUGAAGGAUUAACCAACAAAUUCUUCUCCUUCUUGAGGUUUAAAUACAAUAUGUAUUGCAUUAAUGCUUCCUCUGUGGUAACCAAAUUGUUCUGGUUGUGUAAACAGAAGGCCGAAGAAUAAGGAUGAACCUUACAACCAUAUGCUAGAAGUUCCGCUCUCUAUAAGCGGUGUAAAUCAUGAUUCAGUGGGCUGUUAUGGAUGAUCUUAUUUUUCAAAAGGAGAUAUGUUAUUUAGGGUUGUUGUAUUCAAACAGCUAAGAUCCUGGAUCUUUUGCAUGUUUUAAAACUUCAUUUAGUCUAUUCUAGUUUUCUAAAUUUUGUAUUGUUUGUGUUUAGGUAGUCUUUUCUGUUGUAGUUUUUCUUAAUUGUGCAUUCAAUUCAAUUCAGAUUGGCAGGCCCAUCUUAAAAACUUAUCUAACAUCAUUCUCAUAAUUGGAUGAUAUUAGUGAAGUAUUUUUGUCUAACUUGAAAAGCUGUGAAUCAUCUCUGUUAUUGAAAGUCUUUUAUUUUCUAAGCAAGUCGGCUAAGACUAACACUGUCAGUUUGUUUUGAUGUUCAGGAACUAAAUGGUUUAUUGUGUUGUAUUUUAUCCUUGUUGCACAUAUUCUAUUUUCUUAGUUUAGUUGCAAUGCUAAAUCAGUUGUACAAAGGUGUUCUGUACUGUGUGUAAAGUACUUUUAAUAAUCUGGGUGUUCCCUUUCUUUUUGGUUAUGUUUGUGCAUUCCAGAAGAAACAUGUUAUCUGUCCGUUCAUUAAGGUUGUGUUAAGUUUUAGAAUUGUUUGGUCGAUCUAUGUUGUGUAUUGGAAGCAUAUUUGACAAAGAUUCAAGUUUGUAAUGCAUGUACUUGUACUUGUGCUUUUAAAAUUUUAACCAAUUGCUGCAAUUAAGUUUUUUUGUAGGAAUUUGGUAUACAGUCAUCAACUUAAAAUCAGGUUCAAAUAGGUCAUUGAAAAUUGAUGGUUGGAAGAGUACUCUUUCCAAUUUUGAGACGUCUACAGAACCAUCUCUCACGUUUAAUGAGUGUGUGCAUAACUUCAUUUUCAUAAAUAAUUUUUAUUUUUCUCCAUCUUGUUUGGUUUACCCAGAAGAAGCAACUUGUGUUUUAUUCCGUGUGUCUGCUCCUUUCCUCCAUUUUUUCUUUAAAUAUCAUUUAUUGCCGAGAGGAAAAGAUGGACGUGGUAAACAAGUGCCAACAGCAUUCUUCAUGCUUAUAAAGUACAUUUGCCAUUUUUCAGUGAAGAUAGCAAAAUAGAAUGAGAUAAUGGCAAAAAUAUAUUAUUGUGUCUACAUGUUUAAAAAAUUAAUUUUGUGAAGAUUUGAAAAAGUGUGUAUAGGUAGUCUUGUUUGGAUCUCUUGUAAGAUUUCUCAUAGGUAUAUAGGAAAGAUGUAGAUUAUUCUGAAUCUAUUUCACUGUUAAAAUUUUGGUUACAGUAUUUAUGCUAAAUCCUUAUUUAUAUACUUUGUGCCAGAUAUGAAUGUUUCCUGUUCCUCAUUUAAAGUAUUGAAUGCUGUUGUCAUUGUCAUCUGAAGGAAACCAAAGCUUAUUCAUGUUGUUUAUGAUAUAAUUUUAUUGUGUUAUUAUCUCUUAUAUGUGGAGGAUCCUUUUAAAUAUUCAAUCAAGAAUUUUCUUGUGUACAAAAUCAUCCUUAGCACUGCUCUCUAUUACACUGUCAAAGUUUCUAUUGGGACCAAAUGUCUGUUGUUUAGUAAGUGCACAUGAGGAAUUAUAUUUUGCAAUCCCUCAGAGUUAUGGCAAAGGCUCACUACACUCACUACUUCUAACUUUGAGUUGUACGUGGACUAAAGAGUGAUGAUCGUGAACACAUUAUUUCUAAAUACUCUCAAGAUGGUUAUUUAACAUUUUCCUUCAGAUUCUAAGGAAAUAAAUGAAAGAUGAUUUGCUCUAGAUGGCAUCCUGUAAAGCUGUUUAAAAAUAGUGUGGUGGUGUGGUUGCGGAACAGUGGAUGCCCACUGAAAUGUAAAAGUUUUUUUCAGUUUAUGUGCUCUGUCUGGUUGGGUGCCAAAUGAUGUAGAGGAUAAGGUAUGAUGAGCCAUCAUGUAUUUUGUCAGAUAGUUUUUGAUAUGACCUCAAUGCAAGUGCCUCCUUGCAUUGUAGUGAUGUGAUUGUUUCGAGUUGUGAUUCGGUCUGUGUUGUGUUAUGCGAGAGAGCAGUAUUCCACGUUAAAUAAAAUUGCGAAAAAUACUAAA
Molecule: messenger RNA, 4941 nt
Organism: Frankliniella occidentalis (western flower thrips)
Lineage: Eukaryota; Metazoa; Arthropoda; Insecta; Thysanoptera; Thripidae
Product: broad-complex core protein isoforms 1/2/3/4/5
Exons: 6
Coding region: 211-1500 (429 amino acids)
Biological process (GO): regulation of transcription by RNA polymerase II
Cellular component (GO): nucleus
Molecular function (GO): protein binding
Source: RefSeq, a predicted model, not a curated record